Molecule: messenger RNA, 1044 nt
Organism: Rotaria sp. Silwood1
Lineage: Eukaryota; Metazoa; Rotifera; Eurotatoria; Philodinida; Philodinidae
Source: the annotation of a GenBank genome assembly
AUGUCAUCGUCGACUAUUCCAAAUAUUGUAUUAGAAGCAAACAAUUUAAAUUACAUUGCGAUGAUGUUUAUUCGAUGUUUUUGUUUUGUAGUUAUACCUCUUGGUACUGUGGGACAUUUAAUGAGUAUUUAUGUAUUUACUCGUCCUACAUUACGAUCAAAUUCUUGUAGUAUGUAUUUUUUGGCAGCUAGUAUUGUUGGAUUAAUGCAUACAUGUUAUAUUUUACCUAUGAGAAUGAUUCAAUCUGCUUUUAUUGACACAGAUCCAGGAGCACAUUCAGUCAUAUUUUGCAAAAUAACAUGGCUUGCAUUAAAUUCAUUGAGAGGAUUGGGUUUUUGGUUAAUUGUUUUAGCAUGUGGUGAUCGGUAUUUAUGCAGUUCUGCCUCAACAAAUAAAAGAGCAUUGAGUAGUGUACAUGUAGCUCGUCGACUUAUUCCAGUUACUAUUCUUAUUGGCUUUAUUGCUUAUAUUCAUGUGCCUAUUUUUUUCAAAAUUGAUAUUAUACCAGCAACGCGAAAACCUAUUUGCUAUCCUCCAGGUCCUCCCGGAACUUAUCGUAUAGUUUUAUCUUAUUUUCACUUUAUUUAUUUUGGCUUAUCUCCAUCAUUUUGUAUGCUUAUAUUUGGUAUGCUGACAUUACGAAAUAUUGAACGAUCUAAACGACUUGCUAUGGCACCUUCAAUUAAUAUAGAAACAGCUGCUAAUCAAAAUCUUCGAAAGACCAAUCGGCAUAUGCUUCGAAUGUUAUUUGUUCAAGUAUUGGUUUAUUGUAUAACAGGAUUAACAUUUUCUGUUGCAUUAAUUUAUACAGCAAUAAUUGCUAAUCAACAAAAAAAUGUUUUUCAAUCAGCUCAAGAAAAUAUGAUCAAUGCAGUUGUUGGAAUGCUUUCAACGACAGGUCCUUGUUUAAGCUUCUAUUUAUUUACACUAUCAAGUGGCAUAUUUAGAAAAGAACUUAAAAAUCUCUUCUGCAAAUUUAAUCGAGUUACUAUUCAAACACAACAGGUUCCAACUCAACAGACUAACACAGAUCGUCAUACGUAA